Messenger RNA from Cercocebus atys (sooty mangabey), 9044 nucleotides. It is a transcript of the gene AHNAK, whose product is annotated as AHNAK nucleoprotein. Gene Ontology annotation, cellular component: cytoplasm; costamere; nucleus. Gene Ontology annotation, molecular function: protein binding. Bases 401 to 9043 code for a protein of 2880 amino acids. Lineage: Eukaryota; Metazoa; Chordata; Mammalia; Primates; Cercopithecidae. The transcript has 5 exons. The record is from RefSeq and is a predicted model, not a curated record. Gene Ontology annotation, biological process: regulation of RNA splicing.
CCAGCAGCCCACUCCCGGGUCCCUCCAGGGUCUGCCCCGCUCACCAGUCCUAGCCCCGCUCCGGCCCCGCCCGGCCCCGCCCUCUCCCCACAGCUCUGGGCAGACCCGCCCGCCCGAGCCGGAGUUACAAGAGCCGCCUCCGCGCACGGGGGCCCGGCCACUCGGCGCUGCUCUGCCGCGGGGACUGCACCGCCCGCCCUGCCAGACCCGCCCGGAACGGGGCUCGUCGCCGCCAGUAGCCGCAGCACCGCAGCCUCGGGCCUCGCGCCGGCUAUGGCUGUGCCCCGGGGCUGAGCCCUCAGGUUGUGACCGAGAUCCUGACGAGAGAGACUGAGGGGAAGAGAGGAAGGAGGGGCGGGCUCCUGGCAAGGCAUUUGCUCCUGAGCGGAAUCCUGCAGAGAUGGAGAAGGAGGAGGAGACAACCCGGGAGCUGCUGCUGCCCAACUGGCAGGGUAGCGGCUCCCACGGGCUGACCAUCGCCCAAAGGGAUGACGGCGUCUUUGUGCAGGAAGUGACGCAGAACUCCCCUGCGGCCCGCACUGGGGUGGUCAAGGAGGGGGACCAGAUUGUGGGUGCCACCAUCUACUUUGACAACCUGCAGUCGGACGAGGUGACCCAGCUGCUGAACACCAUGGGGCACCACACGGUGGGCCUGAAGCUGCACCGCAAGGGGGACCGCUCCCCCGAGCCUGGCCAGACCUGGACCCGUGAAGUCUUCAGCUCCGGCAGCUCUGAAGUGGUUCUGAGCGGGGAUGAUGAGGAGUACCAGCGCAUCUACACCACGAAGAUCAAGCCACGGCUGAAGUCGGAAGACGGAGUGGAAGGAGACCUUGGGGAGACCCAGAGCCGCACCAUCACGGUGACCAGAAGGGUCACGGCCUACACUGUGGAUGUGACCGGCCGGGAAGGAGCCAAGGACAUAGACAUCAGUAGCCCUGAAUUCAAGAUCAAGAUUCCAAGACAUGAACGGACUGAAAUCUCCAAUGUGGAUGUGGAGACCCAGUCUGGAAAGACCGUGAUCAGACUGCCCUCGGGCUCGGGGGCAGCCUCUCCAACGCCAGGCUCUGCUGUGGAUAUCCGAGCAGGGGCCAUUUCUGCUUCAGGACCAGAGCUCCAAGGUGCUGGCCACUCAAAGCUCCAGGUCACCAUGCCUGGGAUAAAGGUGGGAGGCUCAGGUGUCAAUGUCAGUGCAAAGGGCUUGGACUUGGGUGGCAGAGGAGGGGUCCAAGUUCCAGCAGUGGACAUUUCAUCUUCUCUUGGGGGUGGGGCAGUAGAGGUGCAGGGCCCAUCUCUGGAGAGUGGUGAUCAUGGCAAAAUUAAAAUUCCCACCAUGAAGGUGCCGAAAUUUGGUGUCUUGACAGGGCCUGAGGGCCAGACGCCAGAGGCAGGGCUGAGGGUUUCUGCACCUGAAGUCUCUGUGGGGCACAAGGGCGGCAAGCCAGGCUUGACUCUCCAAGCCCCUCAGCUGGAAGUCAGCGUGCCCUCUGCCAAUAUUGAGGGCCUUGAGGGGAAGCUGAAGGGGCCCCAAAUCACUGGGCCAUCACUUGAGGGUGACCUAGGCCUGAAAGGUGCCAAGCCACAGGGGCGCAUUGGGGUUGACGCCUCUGCUCCCCAAAUUGGGGGUAGCAUCACUGGUCCCAGUGUGGAAGUUCAGGCCCCUGACAUUGAUGUUCAGGGGCCUGGGAGCAAACUGAACGUGCCCAAGAUGAAAGUCCCCAAGUUCUCUGUAUCAGGUGCAAAGGGAGAGGAAACUGGGAUUGAUGUGACACUGCCUACAGGUGAAGUGACUGUUCCUGGGGUCUCUGGGGAUGUCAGCCUGCCUGAGAUUGCUACUGGUGGGCUGGAAGGAAAGAUGAAAGGUACUAAAGUCAAGACUCCUGAAAUGAUUAUUCAGAAACCUAAAAUCUCCAUGCACGAUGUGGAUCUGAGCCUUGGGUCUCCUAAACUGAAAGGAGAUAUUAAGGUUUCUGCUCCUGGGGUGCAAGGUGAUGUUAAAGGCCCUCAAGUGGCAGUUAAAGGCCCCAGAGUGGACAUAGAGACCCCAAACCUAGAAGGAACCUUGACAGGCCCCAGGCUUGGCAGUCCUUCUGGGAAAACCGGAACCUGUAGGAUCUCUAUGGCAGAAGUAGACUUAAACGUGGCCACACCUAAAGUGAAAGGGGGUGUAGAUGUUACACUCCCCAAAGUAGAAGGGAAAGUCAAAGUCCCUGAAGUUGAUGUCAAAGGCCCCAUAGUGGACAUCAGUGCCCCAGAUGUCGAAGCACAUGGCCCAGAAUGGAACCUGAAAAUGCCCAAGAUGAAAAUGCCCACGUUCAGCACUCCAGGAGCCAAAGGGGAAGGUCCAGAUGUGCAUAUGACUCUACCCAAAGGAGAUGUCAGUAUUUCAGGGCCCAAGGUCAGUGUGGAAGCCCCAGAUGUCAACAUAGAGGGUCUAGGGGGGAAGCUUAAAGGCCGCCCUGAUGUUAAGCUGCCUGAUAUGAGUGUCAAGACACCAAAGAUCUCCAUGCCUGAUGUAGAUUUGCACGUGAAAGGUACAAAGGUGAAGGGAGAGUAUGAUGUAACCGUACCAAAGCUUGAAGGAGAACUCAAAGGCCCGAAAGUGGACAUUAAUGCCCCAGAUGUGGAUGUUCAUGGCCCAGACUGGCACUUGAAGAUGCCCAAGAUGAAAAUACCCAAAUUCAGUGUGCCAGGGUUCAAAGCAGAGGGCCCAGAAGUGGAUGUGAACCUGCCCAAGGCUGAUGUGGACAUUUCCGGGCCCAAGGUAGAUGUUAGUGUUCCUGAUGUGAGCAUUGAGGGACCAGAAGGGAAAUUGAAAGGGCCCAAGUUUAAGAUGCCUGAGAUGAACAUCAAAGUCCCCAAGAUCUCCAUGCCUGAUGUGGACUUACAUUUGAAAGGCCCUAACGUAAAGGGAGAAUAUGAUGUCACAAUGCCAAAGGUUGAAAGUGAGAUUAAAGUUCCUGAUGUUGAACUUAAAAGUGCCAAAGUGGACAUCGAUGCCCCAGAUGUGGAGGUUCAAGGUCCAGACUGGCACCUGAAGAUGCCCAAGAUGAAAAUGCCCAAGUUCAGCAUGUCUGGCUUCAAAGCAGAGGGCCCAGAAGUGGAUGUGAACCUGCCCAAGGCUGAAGUUGACAUCUCAGGACCCAAGGUGGAUGUUGAAGUUCCAGAUGUGAAUAUUGAAGGACCUGAAGGAAAACUGAAGGGCCCCAAGUUCAAGAUGCCAGAGAUGAAUAUCAAGGCCCCCAAGAUCUCCAUGCCUGAUGUGGACUUGCAUAUGAAAGGUCCUAAAGUAAAGGGAGAAUAUGAUGUGACAGUGCCAAAGCUGGAAGGGGACCUGAAAGGCCCAAAAGUAGAUGUCAGUGCCCCAGAUGUUGAAAUGCAGGGUCCUGACUGGAACUUGAAGAUGCCAAAGAUUAAAAUGCCCAAAUUUAGUAUGCCCAGCCUCAAAGGAGAGGGGCCAGAAUUGGAUGUGAACCUGUCCAAAGUGAAUGUGGACAUUUCUGCACCAAAAGUAGAUCUUAGUGCUCCAGAUCUGAGCCUUGAAGGACCUGAAGGGAAGUUGAAAGGCCCCAAGUUUAAGAUGCCUGAGAUGCACUUCAAAGCUCCUAAGAUGUCUCUGCCAGAUGUUGACCUGGAUCUUAAAGGACCCAAAAUGAAAGGAAAUGUAGAUAUUUCUGCACCAAAGAUAGAGGGUGAGAUGCAGGUUCCAGAUGUGGACAUCAGAGGUCCCAAGGUAGACAUUAAAGCACCAGAUGUGGAAGGCCAAGGCCCAGACUGGAGCCUGAAAAUACCCAAGAUGAAAAUGCCCAAGUUCAGCAUGCCCAGUCUCAAAGGUGAGGGCCCAGAAGUGGAUGUGAACUUGCCUAAGGCUGACAUUGCUGUCUCAGGACCCAAGGUGGACAUUGAAGCCCCAGAUGUGAGCCUCGAAGGUCCAGAAGGGAAACUGAAGGGCCCCAAGUUUAAGAUGCCUGAGAUGCACUUCAAGACCCCCAAGAUCUCCAUGCCGGAUGUGGACUUACACUUAAAAGGCCCUAAAGUCAAAGGGGAUGUGGAUGUGUCUGUGCCCAAGGUAGAAGGUGAAAUGAAAGUGCCAGAUGUUGACAUCAAAGGACCCAAAGUGGACAUUGAUGCCCCAGAUGUGGAUGUUCAUGGCCCAGAUUGGCACCUGAAGAUGCCCAAGAUGAAAAUGCCCAAGUUCAGCAUGCCUGGCUUCAAAGCAGAGGGCCCUGAAGUGGAUGUGAACCUGCCCAAGGCUGACAUUGAUGUCUCAGGACCCAAGGUGGAUGUUGAAGUCCCAGAUGUGAGCCUUGAGGGCCCGGAAGGAAAGCUGAAGGGCCCCAAGUUUAAGAUGCCUGAGAUGCACUUCAAGUCCCCCAAGAUCUCCAUGCCUGAUGUGGACCUGAAUCUUAAGGGGCCAAAACUGAAGGGAGAUGUGGAUGUGUCCUUGCCUGAGGUAGAAGGUGACAUGAAAGUGCUAGAUGUUGAUAUCAAAGGGCCCAAAGUUGACAUUAGUGCUCCAGAUGUGGAUGUUCAUGGCCCAGACUGGCACCUAAAGAUGCCCAAGGUGAAAAUGCCCAAGUUCAGCAUGCCUGGCUUCAAAGGAGAGGGCCCUGAAGUGGAUGUGAAGCUGCCCAAGGCUGACCUUGAUGUCUCAGGACCCAAGGUGGAUGUUGAAGUUCCAGAUGUGAAUAUCGAAGGUCCAGACGCAAAACUAAAAGGUCCUAAAUUCAAGAUGCCGGAAAUGAAUAUAAAGCCUCAGAAGAUAUCCAUGCCAGAUGUGGGUUUGCAUUUGAAAGGUCCUAAAAUGAAAGAUUAUGAUGUUACAGUUCCAAAAGUAGAAGGAGAGAUAAAAGCUCCCGAUGUUGACAUCAAAGGCCCAAAAGUUGACAUUAAUGCACCAGAUGUGGAGGUUCAUGGCCCAGACUGGCACCUGAAGAUGCCCAAGGUGAAAAUGCCCAAGUUCAGCAUGCCUGGCUUCAAAGGAGAGGGCCCUGAAGUGGAUGUGAACCUGCCCAAGGCUGACAUUGGUGUUUCGGGACCCAAGGUGGACAUUGAUGUUCCAGAUGUGAAUCUUGAAGCUCCAGAGGGAAAACUAAAAGGCCCUAAGUUCAAGAUGCCAAGCAUGAAUAUACAGACACACAAAAUCUCUAUGCCUGAUGUUGGGCUUAAUUUGAAAGCUCCUAAACUGAAAACUGAUGUAGAUGUUUCCCUUCCCAAAGUGGAAGGAGAUUUGAAGGGUCCUGAAAUUGAUGUGAAAGCCCCUAAGAUGGAUGUGAAUGUUGGUGAUAUUGAUAUUGAAGGUCCAGAAGGGAAGUUGAAGGGCCCCAAGUUUAAGAUGCCUGAGAUGCAUUUCAAGACCCCCAAGAUCUCCAUGCCGGAUGUGGACUUACACUUGAAAGGCCCCAAAGUCAAAGGGGAUGUGGAUGUGUCUGUGCCCAAGGUAGAAGGUGAAAUGAAAGUGCCGGAUGUUGACAUCAAAGGACCCAAAGUGGACAUUGAUGCCCCAGAUGUGGAGGUUCAAGGCCCAGAUUGGCAUCUGAAGAUGCCCAAGAUGAAAAUGCCCAAGUUCAGUAUGCCUGGCUUCAAAGCAGAGGGCCCCGAAGUGGAUGUGAAUCUGCCAAAGGCUGACAUUGAUGUGUCUGGACCCAGUGUGGACAUUGAUGCUCCUGAUUUGGAUAUUGAGGGACCAGAAGGAAAGUUGAAAGGCUCCAAAUUUAAGAUGCCCAAGUUGAAUAUAAAAGCUCCCAAGAUCUCCAUGCCAGAUGUGGACUUGAAUUUGAAGGGACCCAAACUGAAGGGAGAGAUAGAUGCUUCUGUGCCAGAACUGGAAGGUGAUCUCAGAGGGCCGCAAGUUGAUAUCAAAGGUCCUUCUGUGGGAGCGGAGGUGCCUGAUGUUGAUCUGGAGUGUCCUGAUGCAAAGUUGAAAGGGCCCAAGUUUAAGAUGCCUGAGAUGCACUUCAAGGCCCCCAAGAUCUCCAUGCCGGAUGUGGACUUACACUUGAAAGGCCGCAAAGUCAAAGGGGAUGUGGAUGUGUCUGUGCCCAAGGUAGAAGGUGAAAUGAAAGUGCCAGAUGUUGACAUCAAAGGACCCAAAGUGGACAUUGAUGCCCCAGAUGUGGAUGUUCAUGGCCCAGAUUGGCACCUGAAGAUGCCCAAGAUGAAAAUGCCCAAGUUCAGCAUGCCUGGCUUCAAAGCAGAGGGCCCUGAAGUGGAUGUGAACCUGCCCAAGGCUGAUGUUGAUGUCUCAGGACCCAAGGUGGACGUUGAAGUUCCAGAUGUGAGCCUUGAAGGUCCAGAAGGGAAGCUGAAGGGCCCCAAGUUUAAGAUGCCUGAGAUGCACUUCAAGUCCCCCAAGAUCUCCAUGCCAGAUGUGGACUUACACUUGAAAGGCCCCAAAAUCAAAGGGGAUGUGGAUGUGUCUGUACCAAAAUUGGAAGGAGAUUUAACAGGCCCCAGUGUGGAUGUGGAGGUGCCUGAUGUUGAGCUGGAGUGUCCUGAUGCAAAGUUGAAAGGCCCUAAAUUUAAGAUGCCAGACAUGCACUUCAAGACCCCCAAGAUCUCCAUGCCGGAUGUGGACUUACACUUGAAAGGCCCUAAAGUCAAAGGGGAUGUGGAUGUGUCUGUACCAAAACUGGAGGGAGAUUUAACAGGCCCCAGUGUAGAUGUGGAGGUGCCUGAUGUUGAGCUGGAGUGUCCUGAUGCAAAGUUGAAAGGGCCCAAGUUUAAGAUGCCUGAGAUGCACUUCAAGACCCCCAAGAUCUCCAUGCCGGAUGUGAACUUAAACUUGAAAGGCCCCAAAGUCAAAGGGGAUGUGGAUGUAUCUGUGCCCAAGGUAGAAGGUGAAAUGAAAGUGCCAGAUGUUGACAUCAAAGGGCCCAAAGUGGACAUUGAUGCCCCAGAUGUGGAUGUUCAUGGCCCAGACUGGCACCUGAAGAUGCCCAAGAUGAAAAUGCCCAAGUUCAGCAUGCCUGGCUUCAAAGCAGAGGGCCCUGAAGUGGAUGUGAACUUACCCAAGGCUGACAUUGAUGUCUCAGGACCCAAGGUGGAUGUCGAAGUCCCAGAUGUGAGCCUUGAAUGUCCAGAAGGGAAGCUGAAGGGCCCCAAGUUUAAGAUGCCUGAGAUGCACUUUAAGACCCCCAAGAUCUCCAUGCCUGAUGUCGAUUUCAAUUUAAAGGGACCCAAAAUCAAAGGAGAUGUUGACGUUUCUGCCCCAAAGCUGGAAGGAGAGUUAAAAGGUCCAGAAUUGGAUGUCAAAGGUCCCAAAUUAGAUGCUGACAUGCCAGAAGUAGCUGUGGAAGGCCCAAAUGGCAAGUGGAAAACUCCUAAGUUCAAGAUGCCAGAUAUGCACUUUAAAGCUCCCAAAAUCUCUAUGCCAGACCUCGAUCUACACUUGAAGGGCCCCAAGGCAAAAGGAGAGGUGGAUGUAGAUGUUCCCAAAUUGGGAGGGGAACUUAAAGGGCCACAUGUGGACGUCAGUGGGCCAGACAUUGACAUUGAGGGACCAGAGGGCAAAUUGAAAGGCCCUAGGUUCAAGAUGCCUGAUAUGCAUUUCAAAGCCCCCAGUAUUUCUAUGCCGGAUGUUGACCUAAAUCUCAAAGGACCCCAAAUCAAGGGGGAUGUAGAUGUGUCUGUGCCUGAGGUAGAAGGUAAAAUUGAAGUACCAGAUGUGAACAUCAAGGGCCCCAAAGUUGAUGUAAAUGCCCCCGAUGUCCAAGGUCCAGACUGGCACCUAAAGAUGCCCAAGAUGAAAAUGCCCAAGUUCAGCAUGCCUGGCUUCAAAACAGAGGGCCCUGAAGUGGGUGUAAACCUGCCCAAGGCCGACAUUGAUGUCUCAGGACCCAAAGUGGACAUUGAAGGCCCUGAUGUUAACAUUGAAGGACCAGACGGAAAGUUGAAAGGGCCUAAGUUCAAGAUGCCAGAGAUGAACAUCAAAGCCCCCAAGAUCUCCAUGCCUGACUUUGAUUUGCAUCUGAAAGGUCCCAAGGUGAAGGGUGAUGUGGAUGUUUCUCUGCCCAAAGUGGAAGGCGACCUCAAGGGCCCCGAAGUUGACAUCAAGGGGCCCAAAGUGGAUAUCGAUGCCCCAGAUGUGGGUGUUCAAGGCCCAGACUGGCACCUGAAGAUGCCCAAGGUGAAAAUGCCAAAGUUCAGCAUGCCUGGCUUCAAGGGAGAGGGCCCAGAUGUGGAUGUGAACCUGCCCAAGGCUGACAUUGAUGUCUCAGGACCCAAAGUGGACAUUGAAAGCCCUGAUGUUAACAUUGAAGGGCCGGAGGGAAAAUUGAAAGGGCCUAAGUUCAAGAUGCCAGAGAUGAACAUCAAAGCCCCCAAGAUCUCCAUGCCUGACUUUGACUUAAACCUGAAAGGCCCCAAAGUAAAGGGUGAUGUGGAUGUUUCCCUUCCUAAAGUGGAAGGUGACCUCAAGGGCCCAGAAGUUGAUAUCAAGGGCCCAAAAGUGGACAUUGACGCACCUGAUGUUGAUGUUCAUGACCCAGACUGGCACCUAAAGAUGCCCAAGAUAAAAAUGCCCAAGAUCAGCAUGCCUGGCUUCAAAGGAGAGGGUCCAGAUGUGGAUGUGAACCUACCCAAGGCUGACCUUGAUGUCUCAGGACCGAAAGUGGAUGUUGAAUGUCCCGAUGUGAAUAUUGAAGGACCUGAAGGAAAGUGGAAAAGUCCAAAGUUUAAGAUGCCUGAGAUGCAUUUUAAGACUCCAAAGAUAUCCAUGCCAGAUGUUGACCUGAAUCUCACAGGUCCAAAAAUAAAAGGAGAUGUGGACGUUACAGGCCCUAAGGUAGAGGGAGAUCUGAAAGGUCCUGAAGUUGACCUCAAAGGUCCCAAAGUGGACAUUGAUGUCCCAGAUGUUAAUGUUCAGGGUCCAGACUGGCACCUGAAGAUGCCCAAGAUGAAAAUGCCCAAGUUCAGCAUGCCUGGCUUCAAAGCAGAGGGCCCAGAUGUGGAUGUGAACCUGCCCAAGGCUGACAUUGAUGUCUCAGGACCCAAAGUGGACAUUGAAGGCCCUGAUGUUAACAUUGAAGGACCAGGACGGAGUUGAA